Messenger RNA from Pararge aegeria (speckled wood butterfly), 2601 nucleotides. RefSeq lists its product as uncharacterized. The coding region runs from base 250 to 2601 and encodes 783 amino acids. Lineage: Eukaryota; Metazoa; Arthropoda; Insecta; Lepidoptera; Nymphalidae. The record is from RefSeq and is a predicted model, not a curated record. The transcript has 6 exons.
AUUUUGGGGCAAGAAUGUCACAAGUGAACACUUCUGACUUUGUGGUUCUAUUUUCUAUUACAAGCAGCAAGUAAUACUAUCAUUUUGUACAAUUAUGUCAAUAUUGUCCCAGAAAAUGUACUAAAUAUAACCUAGAAAUCGUUCAGAUUUAAUUUUAUUCCAUUUUAAUUAUAAAUUAAGGAAUAUUUAUGUACAGUACUUACAAAAUGUAACCUACGUUUUAUUCUUAUUCUUAGCUAAAAUAAAAUUAUGGAAGGACGAGGUAAAAAAUUAGUGCAGUUGGUUCUAUUAGACAAAGAAAGCCAUGACGAAUGUGAAGUCAGGGAUAUAGAGCCAACUUUAUCGAUAGCACCGAGAUCUCCUUCCAUUUUAAAAUCUCAUGAUGGUGAUUUAAUAAAACAUUCCAUUACGAAUGCUGUUGAAUCUUCAAACAUCCGUGAUGAUAAAACUCAGCCUAUUAGAGUUUCCGACGAUGGAAACUCAUCUGGACAUGCCUUUUCUGGAACCGAAGAAGAGCAAUAUGUACCUAAACCAUCAUCUAGCUCAAAUAUUAGUAUAAAUGCUGUUGAAUCUUCAAGCAUCCAUAAUGAUCAAACUCUGCCCAUAAGAGUUUCCUACAGUGAAAACUCAUCUGAACAAGACUUUUCUGGAACUGAUGAUGAUGAGCAAUAUGUGCCUAAUCCGUCAACUAACUCGCAUAGUAGUAGUAGCUCUAGCAGCAGCUCUAGCAACAGCUCAGAAAGUUCUUCGUCAUCGGAAUCUGACCAUGAAACGCUUACCACUGGAAAUAUCAACCAAGAGUCCGGACCAUCGACCAUUAAACGUAGUAGAAAACGUACUCGCAAUCCAAGCAAAUGGAAAAAAAAUGUUGCCAAAAUGCUGAAAAAUUCUGGUCAGCAAUAUACUUCAUUAAAAACUGGUAUGGUUAAAGCAGCUAAAAUAAUGGGUCCGACUUGUUCAGAUAAAUGCCGGCUGUCUUGCUCAUCAAAAUUUUCGACAGAAAAGAGAACUAAGCUAUUUGAUGCGUAUUGGCAGUUAGGCCAAUUACAAAGGCAGCGUGAUUAUUUGGCAUCUUGUGUGAGACUUUUAGAGUUAUCGUAUCGGAGAAUAAAAGAAUCUCGUAAAAAUAAUCCCAGGAAACCAAACACAACUUUUUAUUUAUACAAUGAUGAAAGAGAAGUUAGAGUAUGCAAGACAUUUUUUAUGAAUACUUUGGGUGCCACUGAACGAAUUUUACGUACAGUUAUAGAAUGCAAGUAUAAAGAUGAAGGCCAUAAUAUUAUGAAAGAAGAUGGAAGAGGAAGACAUGGCAAACAAAUCAGAUUGGACGAAGAAAUAAAGCAAUCUGUGAGAGAUCAUAUUAACUCGAUCCCAAAGAUAGAGAGCCAUUAUUUAAGAGCGAAUACUAGUAGGCUCUUCGUAGAGGGAGAUUUAACUAUAGCAGAAAUGCAUAGACAUUACAAGAAAAAGCGUGAGGACGAAAAUAAACCACAAGCUUGUUACGAUGCUUAUGCUCGAAUUUUCAACACAGAAUUCAAUAUAGGAUUUUUUAUACCAAAAAAAGAUACCUGUGACGACUGUGAAGCCUAUAAAAACGCAUCUAUCGAAGAGAAAGCAAAAUUGGAAAAUUCUUAUAAAUUACACCUCGAAGAAAAAAGUUUAUCUAGGAUAGAAAAAGACGUGGACAUGACGAAGUGUAAAUCGGAGGGCAAUGCUUUUGUAAUAAUAUACGAUUUACAAGCUGUAAUGCCAUGUCCGAUCGGAAAGUCGUCUGCUUUCUUCUACAAAUCUAAACUUAAUUGUUACAAUUUUACGAUGUCAGAUGUCAAAAAUCAAGAAACAACAUGCUUCUUUUGGCACGAAGGAAUAGGUAAUCGAGGUGCCAUAGAAAUUGGAUCGUGCAUAUACAACUUUUUAAGAGAUCUAGCUGAGAAAAGCCCAGGUUGCGAUGUCAUAUUCUAUUCAGAUAACUGCUGCGGACAGCAAAAGAAUAAGUUCAUAUUUUGUAUGUACUACUAUGCUGUUAACAAGUUACAGAUAAAUUCCGUGACCCAUAAAUUUUUAAUAAAGGGCCACACACAGAAUGAGGGAGAUGCGGCUCACUCAGUAAUUGAAAAAUCCGUCACUAGGGCAAAAAAAUCUGGUGCUAUUUACGUACCAGACCAGUACAUUUCUUUAAUCAGAAACGCUAAGAAGACAGGAAAACCUUUUAUAGUAAAAGAAUUAAACUAUACCGAUUUCAUAGAUUUGAAGAAACUAGCAGAUGACUUAAAUAUAAAUACAACAAGAAAUGUUUCUGGAGAAGCUAUUAAAACGACAGAUAUUAAAGUUAUAAGUUUUAUGAAGGGCUGUGAUAUUUAUAAGUAUAAAACUACAUACAAGACUGAUAAUUUGAAUAAGGCAAACAUUUACUGCCAAACCAGGACAUUGCGGCAAAAUACAACACGUCCAAGGAAUUAUAUAAAUAUAGAGGAAAUAUCUUUGAAUCCUGCUUAUACGUCUAAUAUACCGAUAAGUGAUAGAAAAAAACAAGAUCUGUUAGAAUUGGUUCAAAAAAAUAUAGUGCCUCGCUAUUAUGAAUAUUUUUAUAAUCAGCUUUAG